AUGUCAAUUGUUAAGGGCACUUCAACUCUUGAACCCUCAGAGGCUCAGAGUGAACACGAGCUGCAGAUACUUGCUAUCAACUUUCUUUCACUCAAGUUCAAAUUGUGUUACAAUCGUCAGAGUGUCCGACCACUAUAUUCCUCGACACUUCAAUCGAUGAAGAAGUCGACGCUUCGCGAUUUUGUUGCCAAUAUUCGGGAUGACAUCUACUCGGACAUGAAAGCUCGCCCACAAAACCGAGAAACUUCGAAUCAUGAACUUUCUCUUAACUUCAGCGAACUUUCUCAGGAACGGCGAUGUCCUCAAAACACUCGAUUCGAGAAGAUGUAUUUUGAGCAGCAAGCAAAGGGAAAUCACAAGGCUGAGGGGGUUCUUCGUGAACUGAAUCAGUCUCUCAACCUUCAGGUUGACGACUACUCGACCGACCUACCACUUCAGCUCAUCGCUGCCACUGGCAUUCAUCUAUCUCAACAUUGCCGAGUCCUUUACUUCGACAUGAACAGCUCGCUUCCCAGAGACUGCUGGCUGAUUUGGGACCGCCUUGAAAGACUCAAAGGUGCCCUGGAUGCCGAUACCUCUCCGCAAAGCCGGUGGUCAGACCUAUCGCCGCGUAUCGGUCAGCCUCCAUCCUGCCCCCCUCCAGGUUCGCCACUGGCACUUCCUCCUACCCCUCCUCAGUCACCUCCCCAACAACAAAUGAGCAAGUUCUUGAGCUCCAUGCAGAGAAUUGAAGAGAAAGUGCUCGAUAUUCACCUUGGCCAAACCAAGCAGCCUGCUGUCUUAGUGCAGAACGAUAUAGGCUAUGGUGGCAUUAUCCUUUCGCUAGCUUGUCUCCGACGGCUUCUUCUUCCGGAUGAAACCAUUACAACUCUGAUUGAAGAGAGCAAGCAAGAAUCCAUGCUCAUGUUCAUCCUGAGGCAAAUCCACAAUCUUCGCCAAUUGCUUGGGCUUCCACCCAUGGGAGUGGAUAGCAGCGUCAUGAACCUGCAGGAUUAUACCAUCGAGAUCUACAAUCGCUACUGCGAGAUCCAUGGCGAUAUUAUCCCUAUCAUGUGUCUACCCGAGAGAGAAGACAGUUUGCCUUUUAUCCUAGCAUGCUUAGAUCAACGGACUCCCGCCAGCUUAGGGCUAGCCAAUCGGUGGAAAGUCAUGAGCACGGAGCUAGCUAUUAUUUUUGGCUUCUUUCUCGGCUGUGAAAAACGCUAUGCCUUUCCACUUCAUGCUCAGAAGAAUAUUCUUCUCAUCGGGACCGGAAUCGCCCGUGGGAUGUAUCAACGCCCUAGUCCUGCAAAUGCACCGACAUACCAAGCUUCAACAAUGCAGCACCCUACUCAACAAUCCCUUGAAUCCGACACGGGCUCAUGUGUGGACAUGGAAGACCACUAUCAGCAAUCUUGGGAUGCCCAAAGCGAGCUAGAGAGUGAUGUCAAUGCGGACGCUCAAAGUCCAUCUUCAACUCUGUUGCCCGUGAAGCUCUCAUCUCCUGGUCUUAGAUCCUACUCACAACACUAA
Fusarium mangiferae is the source of this 1512-nucleotide messenger RNA. RefSeq lists its product as uncharacterized. The transcript has a single exon. The coding region runs from base 1 to 1512 and encodes 503 amino acids. The record is from RefSeq and is a predicted model, not a curated record. Lineage: Eukaryota; Fungi; Ascomycota; Sordariomycetes; Hypocreales; Nectriaceae.